CCGGAAGUAUGUUUUUAUACGUCGGAACUUGUUCAUAGCCGCUGCACCGUGGGUAUGUAGCUGGCUGUUUGUGCAGGAGAACAUCGAUGUAGUUCAUGCUGGGAUAGCAUUUAUUCAUUCGAUUAAAUAUGGUAAUGUGAUGCUGUUUGUUUACCGACCAGGAACUAGAUGCUUAGUCGUAUAGGCAAAUUAACACAUCUCGAGACAGAGAAACUAAGACUGGUUAACUAGUGCUAGCUGGCUAAUAUUGUGGCUGCUCCUGGUUGUGGGUAGCAAGCCCGCUAGCUGCAUCGCGGAGGAACUAUUUCAUAUUUAAAACAGUCAGACUGUUGAAAUCGCGCACAAAGAAUCGGUGCUUAUUUAAACGAAGGUCUAAGUUGUGACUGACUGAUCGUGUUUUUGUUUCGAACAAAUGUCGCCAGUCAUAACAUUGCCUACUAGGUAGCUAACUGCGUUAGCUUAUAAAAGAACAAUCAACGCCAUUUUCGCCCCCACGUCGUUUGUUUGUGUUGCUUGCCAUCUAACGUGCUAGUCUAUAAAGCUAACGUGGCACUUGUUGCUGAAUUUUUUAAAACCUAGUUAUUCACCAUCUGUCUGUAUUCAGACUACAAAUUAACUAGUAAUCGUUAAAAGACAUUUCGCGAGUUAUUUGUUCAACAACUCUUGGGCGGAAAAAUGGACGAUUUCAGUUCAAUCAGUCUGUUUUCCCUGGCAAUGUUGGUGGGAUGUUAUGUGGCUGGAACCAUUCCUUUGGCCGUCAAUUUUUCAGAGGACAAGCUGAAGCUGGUGACAGUGCUUGGGGCAGGGCUGCUAUGUGGCACUGCUCUGGCUGUCAUUAUCCCCGAGGGAGUCCAUUCACUUUAUGAAGAGGUGCUAGAGGGAGGACACUCGGCCCACACGCUGAGCGAGGGGCCGGCCGGCCUGGAGCCGAAGGCCGCUGCGGACGAGUCGGUGGUCGCCGGUGGCGACCAUGCCCACAGCCACGAGCAGCUGCAUGCCUACAUCGGGGUGUCGCUCGUCCUGGGGUUCGUCUUCAUGCUGCUCGUGGACCAGAUCGGAAGCUCCCACGUGCACAGCACAGAAGACCCAGAGUCCGGGAGGGCAGGGACCUCAAAGAUCACCACUACCCUGGGCCUGGUGGUCCACGCUGCUGCUGAUGGGGUGGCACUCGGUGCUGCAGCCUCCACUUCCCAAACCAGCGUCCAGCUCAUCGUCUUUGUGGCCAUCAUGUUACACAAGGCCCCAGCGGCGUUCGGCCUGGUCUCUUUCCUGAUGCAUGCUGGGCUGGAGAGGAACCGUAUCCGCAAGCACCUGCUGGUGUUUGCCCUGGCCGCCCCCGUUCUUGCCAUGCUCACCUUCCUGGGCCUCAGUCAGAGCAGUAAGGAGGCCCUGUCGGAGGUGAACGCCACGGGAGUGGCCAUGCUCUUCUCAGCCGGGACCUUCCUGUACGUGGCCACGGUUCACGUCCUGCCUGAGGUGGGCGGGAUCGGCCAUAGCCACGCCCCCAGCGGAGGAAGUGGCGGGAAGGGACUGAGCAAGGUGGAGGUGGGGGCCCUGGUGCUGGGCUGCCUCAUCCCGCUGGUGCUGUCCAUCGGACACCAACACUAGGGGGGCGCCCUGGAGCCGGCAGUGAUGGCAAGGGGCUUUCAAGAUGGCGGCGAAGAAACUCAAACCACACAGAUUUAGAACGUUUGUUGCUCCUCAGUGGGAUCACGUGAUUUGUCGAAUUUGUCCUCGUGGUUCCGGGACCCUGAUUGCGACUGGAACCAAAAUCCCCUGCCCCGCCUCCUCUGGGAGAGCGUAGGGAGAGGGGGAGGUGGGGGCGGCAGAGCUCAGUUUGUUUCCGUGCAUGAAUAAAGACCCACGCGUGUGUGCACACGGUUGACGUGAGGGAGUGUCUUCUCUUCAUGAGGAGGGACGAGUAACUGCUUUUACCUUUUAACUUUAAUUAAAUGCUUUCACGGGGAACUCGGGGUUAGCUUGCUGAAGUAUCAGUGGUGUAGAUUCCCCUUCUGUUAUGGUCUGAGGAUCAUGGUUAUGUCAGUGAAAGUUUAGAUUUUGGAUUCUUGGGGGGAAAUUUUUUUUUACGUUAAUAGCAAACAACUGAAAAACAAUGGGAGUGCCAACAAUGGUGAGGUGAUCAUAGAAAAUGGCAGAUAUCCCAUUUAAUUUAACAGCUUUAGUGUUUUUCUUUUAGUGGCUCAGAGCUUGAAAUGAACAAAUUACAGAGAUUUCUGUACGCCAAGGAAUCCGAUGGAAGCUCCACCCAACAUGCGUUUCUGAAGGUUUGAUUGCCGUUUCUUUAAAAAAAAAAAAAAAAAAAAACUGUAGUGUAAAUACAGUACCUCCCAUUUAACUGAUUGUACCAUUAAACAAGAAAAAAUCCAAAUCUCAGAUCCCUUCAGAUGAAGUCAGAUUUCCAAAUGAAUGUUUUCCUGAGGAUAACUAUCUCUUCUCCUCUCUGCAUCAUUACUGCUGUGGACUUUGGCCUGUCAACGUGGUUAAUCCACCAGGACAUCUUUCUGUCGUGUUUCCUGUGCUCUUAAUAUACGGUACCAUGUCAUGAUUUUAGCUUUAUCUUCUGUCGAAGAUCCGGAGUUGCCAAAAUGUUGCCCAUUUUCCUGGUCAGGGAGCCAUACCUGACCAUUGCUCUAGUUCUCCUCAACAAAGCAAAGGAGAUCUCAUGUAGUCAGCUGUACACCGACAUGAAAUAAGUAGACUUUAACCAGUAUGCUGAAGUACUAAUGUACUGUAUCUUUUUAAGAAUUAUGUUUGUUGUGGACAAGGAGGGAGGACAUUAAUUUGAUUUCUUUAAUAUGUAUUUUUUUUAAAUUGAGGGACCAGUAUGGGGAUGUUUUAGAUUUAAAAUGAAGAGGUGGCACCUGCCGCUCCACAUACCUUUGAUCUUUGAUUCCUCCAUGGAAACGGCGGGUUUUACUGGGCGUGGCUUCACGUUAAGGCAGCGAGCUGGCGGCUGACGGCUUUUGAAGAUGCGGAAAACAAAAAAAAAAAAAAAAAAAAAAAAACCUCCCUUUCAGCCUCAGAAACCAGCGAGUGCAGUUGCUAACGGUUUCCCGCUAGCGAAUUCCAGGGGGCUUUGUCCUAUUAAUAUAUUAUUAUAUUAGCUGUUGUUAAUUUUUUAAUUUUUAAUUUUUCUUCGUCAGAUGUAAGCAAUAAUCCUGUGACACUUACAGCACAGUGGAGUCUGUGAAAGGCAGUGAAGUAGUAGCGUGAUGUCCGUGGGUGAACGGGCCGAAGGCUUUGUGUGGUGGUGUUCAGUGAGGGCUGUGGUGGAUAGGUGUGUGUGUGUGUGUGUGUGUGUGUGUGUGUAGGCCCUGCUUUGAGCGGAGCUGCUGUAUAUUCUGUACAUAGAAAUCUUUUUUUUUUCCCCACACAAUCAAGUGCUCUCAGCUCUAGGCCUGUGUUGAAUCGCCCCCCUGGCGCUGUGUGUGAGGAUUUAAUCAAACGUGCGUCGGUGAGGGGUGGGGUGGGGUGGGGUGGGGUGGAUGGGAGGAACGGUGUGAUUUACAGUAACUUUUAUUAUUAGUCAAAGCUAAAGGCCAGUGUUGUACAGGGGUAGUGUUGUUUAUUUUCAUGAUGAUACCUUUAAAAAAAAAAAAAAAAAAA
Messenger RNA from Anguilla anguilla (European eel), 3627 nucleotides. It is a transcript of the gene slc39a9, whose product is annotated as solute carrier family 39 member 9. Gene Ontology annotation, cellular component: membrane. The record is from RefSeq and is a predicted model, not a curated record. Gene Ontology annotation, molecular function: metal ion transmembrane transporter activity. NCBI's taxonomy places the organism in Eukaryota, Metazoa, Chordata, Actinopteri, Anguilliformes, Anguillidae. Bases 676 to 1608 code for a protein of 310 amino acids. The transcript is spliced from 7 exons. Gene Ontology annotation, biological process: zinc ion transport; transmembrane transport.